UUACGGCACUAAUGUAACGUGAGGCUUCCAGCUUCACCCACCAGAGCCUCACAGUUCACGAGAGAGAGAGGGGAGAGGGGAGAGAGAGAGGGGAGAGAGAAGAGAGAGGGAGGGGAAUCACUGCCAGUGGAAAGCGGCAGUAGCAGCAGAAGGGAAGCAAGAAGCAGCAAGAAAGGGAGAGGAAAGCCGAGGGACUUUUCGUUGGAUUGGAUCCUUCGCUUUUGCGGGGAAAGAAGAAGAAGGCCUCCCUGUAUCCUGUCUCCGUUCUUGCGGAGAGCAGCAGGAGGAGCAGGGGAAGAGGACGAGAUGUUCCCGCCUGGCCUGAUCCACCAGCGCCCGGACGGCCCCGCACCCGGUGACGCGGCGCCGCGCUCCGGCCCGGGCGGGCCGAGCCUGGUGCUGACGGCAGACCCCAAGCCCCGCCUGCGGUGGACAGCCGACCUCCACGAGCGCUUCGUUGACGCCGUCGCCCAGCUCGGCGGGCCCGAGAAAGCAACCCCAAAAACUAUCUUGAGGACAAUGGGUGUGAAGGGGCUUACACUUUUCCACUUGAAGAGCCAUCUUCAGAAAUACAGAUUGGGGAAACAAUCUGGUAAAGAGGGGUCAGAGCAAUCUAAAGAUGCAUCCUAUCUUCUAGAUGCUCAGAGUGGAAUGAGUGUGUCCCCUAGAGUUCCUGCCCAGGAUUUGAAAGAAAGUCAAGAAGUCAAAGAAGCACUGAGGGCACAGAUGGAAGUGCAACGGAGACUGCAUGAACAAGUGGAGGUCCAGAAGCGUGUGCAGAUAAGAAUGGAAGCGCUUCAGAAGUACAUCGACACUAUUCUAGAGAAUGCAUGCAAGUUGGUCACUGAGCAGUUCGCCUCAAGUGUCUUCAGCAUCUCUGACCCUGAUCUCACGGAGCUAUCUCCUGGCGGGGUCAUGUGUGGCCCCACGGACACGUUGAGCUCCUCUGUCUUCAACCAGCUCUCUGUCAGCUCCAUUGGUUCGCACAGUCCAGGAGGCAAACCUUCUCCCUCGGGCAUCGAAGGCCCACCACUGCUCCUCCAGAAAUCGCCUGAGCUCAAACGGAGGUCCUCUUGAGCCGUGUCGCCGACAAAAUCUGAUCGUUAUACCGGCUUGUCUUCAGUAGUGAUGUCGACAAUAUUGCAGUGACAAGGGAAAUGGUCAACCAGUCUUGUAGUAGCUGACUUGUUCUAUUGGGAAUAUUUAAUUCUUUGUUAUUCUAUCGGAGUGGUAAUUCCUCACCGAGGAUGAUAAAUACGUCCUCUUAAAUCUAUAAUAGUGGGUCUAGUAGUAAAUUUGCUACUCUACCACAUGGCAGAGAGGCAAAAAAUCAAAUGCCCUGUUCUCCUGCUAGUACCGGCCAAGUAGCAGGGUUCGCUCCGUUGUUUGAUUAAUCAAAACAAACCUAUGUUUAUAUGAACGGCCUGAUGUUCGAGAUCAA
This is a messenger RNA of Phragmites australis (common reed), 1441 nucleotides long. RefSeq names its product protein PHR1-LIKE 2-like. The coding region runs from base 307 to 1077 and encodes 256 amino acids. Gene Ontology annotation, molecular function: DNA binding; DNA-binding transcription factor activity. The transcript has 6 exons. Lineage: Eukaryota; Viridiplantae; Streptophyta; Magnoliopsida; Poales; Poaceae. The record is from RefSeq and is a predicted model, not a curated record.